AUGAUAAUCAAAAUUUUAAAAUAUGUUUUGUUUUCAGUUAUUACUUGCUAUUUUGAAUAUGCCAAAAAAGAAUUAUACUUUAUAAACGAAGGAAACAUAUAUCUUGAAAGGAAUAUAAUAAAUUUUAAAAAUAGUAGGAUAUUAGCAGAUGCAGACAACCAAUUCGAUUUAAAUAAUUUUUAUGAAUCAACCAAGUAUAAAGGAAGUAAUACAACACCCAAUUUAAAUAAUGUAGAUGGGAAAACGAAAAAAUUAAUUCAUAAAAUUCAAAAAGAAUUAAAUGAAGCAAAAAAAGAGCUCAAUAAUGAAAGGAAUGGUGAAUUAUCAAUACAGCCGAUACAAGACAAAAGAGUAAUAAAAAAAAGCGAACAUAUUUUUAAGAUUGAUGAAGAUAAAAUUAACGAUAAAUAUAAUAAAAUUACAUUAAGUAAUUGUUAUAAGAAAUUAAAAAAAAUUUCAAAGUCUAAAAAAUCAAAAAAAAAUAUAAUUAUAAAGGUGAUGUUGUUGAUUGCAACACUUUUUGUGGUAAUAGCAUUAGGAAUGAUGAACCAGAUGAUCUUACUUGGACUUUUUUGGCCUUUCAUACUUAUUAUCGGAGCGAGUCUCAAUAGAUGUUCUUAA
Messenger RNA from Plasmodium vinckei vinckei, 621 nucleotides. RefSeq names its product fam-b protein. The coding region runs from base 1 to 621 and encodes 206 amino acids. The transcript is spliced from 3 exons. The record is from RefSeq and is a predicted model, not a curated record. NCBI's taxonomy places the organism in Eukaryota, Apicomplexa, Aconoidasida, Haemosporida, Plasmodiidae.